Molecule: messenger RNA, 1944 nt
Organism: Cuscuta europaea
Lineage: Eukaryota; Viridiplantae; Streptophyta; Magnoliopsida; Solanales; Convolvulaceae
Source: the annotation of a GenBank genome assembly
UCCACCUCCACACAAACAAAUCCACAUAAUCCAUCUGCCAGUUCUGCGCAACCAACCCCACCCAUUAUUAACCCAUCCUCACAAUUUAAUCACAACCGACCCACUCGUAUCCGAGUCCCCAACCCCAAAUAUCUUGGAGGUCCCUUCGUUAACGUCACCACAAAACACCCAAUCCCACCUACCCUUGAGCCAACCAGUGUAAAGCAGGCGUUGUCAGAUCCAAGAUGGACCUCUGCCAUGCAGGAUGAAAUGCAAGCUCUAAAACGCAAUAAUACGUGGAGUUUAGUUCCCCCUACUGGUCAGACUCCGAUAACAUGCAAAUGGGUCUAUCGGAUCAAGAGAAAUUCAGAUGGCAGCAUUUCACGUUUUAAGGCCUGACUCGUGGCUCGCGGGUUUUUACAACAACCCGGACGUGACUACUCCGAAACAUUUAGUCCCGUUACCAAGCCAGCAACUAUACGUAUUAUAUUGUCUAUUGCACUGGUUCGGAAUUGGUCACUUCGUCAACUGGACGUGAAUAAUGCCUUUCUACAUGGGACAUUAACGGAGGAGGUGUAUAUGGCUCAACCGCCCGGUUUUCGGGAUCCUCAGUUCCCUACACAUGUUUGCAAACUCCACAAGGCACUAUAUGGGUUAAAACAAGCCCCACGUGCUUGGUACAUGGAACUGAGCCGGUUUCUUCUUUCUGUGGGCUUCCAUAAGUCACGGGCAGAUGCAUCCCUAUUUAUCUACUCAUCUAAUGGUAUACUAAUUUAUUUCCUUGUCUAUGUUGAUGACAUUGUUCUUACAGGGAAUAACUCUCAUGCCAUUGAAGCAUUUGUCCGGCAACUUACACACCGUUUUUCGGUCAAAGAUUUGGGUAUGCUCCAUCAUUUCCUUGGAAUUGAAGUGGUUCCCACUCCCACUGGAAUUUUUUUGACUCAACGUCAAUACAUACUCAAUAUUUUGGAGACAUGUAACAUGAAUGGAGCAAAGGAGGCAGCUACUCCUAUGUGCACCAAAACGUCGGUAGUGCUCAGAGAUGACACAUCUCCUACCGAUGCCACACAAUACCGCCAGGCUCUAGGUCUUCUCCAAUAACUGUCCUUCACUCGUCCCGGCAUCUCAUUUGCUGUCAAUCGGUUGUCUCAAUUCAUGCAUGCUCCCACCGAGACCCAUUGACAAGGUGUGAAAAGAAUAUUACGAUAUCUCAAAGGCACUAUCGAUCAUGGCCUCUUUCUCAGCCGGUCCUCAUCCUUGACUUUAUCCGUAUUCUCAGAUUCUGAUUGGGGAGGGGUGCAUGAUGGGGGCCGUUCAACUACGGCUGAUGUUCUCUACUUAGGCAGUAAUGUUAUCUCAUGGAAGUCAGCAAAGCAGAAAACAGUUUCUCGUUCUUCUACUGAAGCUGAAUACAAGGCUGUUGCGAAUGCUAGUGCAGAAAUGUUGUGGGUGCGCAACUUGCUAGCCGAGCUGGGAAUUUCGCUUGCCUCUACCCCACAGCUUUUUUGUGACAACCAAGGAGCUACCUACGUGUGCAGUAAUCCUGUUUUUCAUUCUCGGAUGAAACAUCUUGCCUUGGAUUUCUUUUUUGUACGAGAACUGGUUGAACGUGGUCAAUUGAUGGUCAAACAUAUUUCUACAAAACAUCAGAUCGCUGAUAUUCUCACCAAACCUCUCAGCAAGGGUCCAUUCCUUUACUUUCGAUCCAAGCUGGGAGUAUCCAACGGAUCCUCCAUCUUGCGGGGGCAUAUUAACGCAUAAUAUUAAUAUAAUAUUAUUGUACAUUUGUUAUAUGUAAUUAUCUCAUACGGUAGUUAAUAUUUGUAUUUAUCCCAUACGUAUGACUAGCUAUAUCCCUUAGUUUGUGAUUAGUUAGUUAUUUGAUCUUAUCACCACCUACUGUAACUCUAUAUAUUCAUGUACGUAGCUAAAGCUGAAUACAACAAUUCAAUAUCUUCCAAUAUA